AUGGAAAUCUUCAGUGAUGAAUAUAAAGUGUUGUUCAUCUUUGAUGGUUUGGAUGAGUGUCGUCUUUCUCUGGAUUUUCACAGCAGUGUGAGGUUGUGUGAUGUAAGUGAAUCAACCUCAGUGGACAUGAUGCUGACAAACCUCAUCAAGGGGAAUCUGUUUCCCUCUGCUCUCAUCUGGAUCACCUCCAGACCAGCAGCAGCUGAUCUCAUCCCCUCUGAGUGUGUUGAUCGAGUCACAGAAGUACGAGGCUUCAGUGAUCCACAGAAGGAGGAAUACUUCAGGAAGAGAAUCAUUGAUGAGAGUCUGUCUGAUCAAAUCAUCUCACACCUGAAGUCAUCCAGGAGUCUCUACAUCAUGUGUCACAUCCCAGUGUUCUGCUGGAUUUCAGUCACUGUUCUAGAGAGAAUGUUGAGUGAAGCAGAGAGAAGAGAGAUCCCCAAGACUCUCACUCAAAUGUACACACACUUCCUGAUCAUUCAGACAAACAUCAAACAUCAGAAGGACUAUGAGAAGAAAGUGAAAGAUGAAGAGAUGAUCUUCAAACUGGGGAAACUGGCUUUUGAGCAGCUUGUGAAAGGCAAUCUGAUCUUCUAUGAUGAAGACCUGAGAUAGUGUGA
Messenger RNA from Paramisgurnus dabryanus, 620 nucleotides. NCBI's taxonomy places the organism in Eukaryota, Metazoa, Chordata, Actinopteri, Cypriniformes, Cobitidae. The record is from RefSeq and is a predicted model, not a curated record.